CAUGGAGGACGAUCGAACAAGAACAUUAUACCAACGAAGAAGAGUCGACCAACGACUCUGUACACGCAAACACGUCAACGUCAUCAAUUGCGGAAGUCAACAUGGAGUGGACGGUUCCAGGCAGCGGAGUACAAAUGAAUUCAUCUUUAAAAGACGAGUUGUACAUAGAUUUCCUGACAGAGGGGUUUGAUGUGAAGACAUACACUGCUCAAGCUAUCCACCAUGCUGUCAUUGCUGAGCAGCUGGCUAAGCUGGCGCAAGGAAUCAGUCAACUUGAUAAAGAGCUUCAUAGCCAGGUGGUAGCCAGACAUGAGGAUUUGCUGGCACAGGCAACUGGGAUAGAAUCUCUAGAAGGGGUUCUUCAGAUGAUGCAGACAAGGAUCAGUGCACUACAGGCAACUGUUGAAAGGAUAAGGAAUAAAAUUGUGGACCCAUACAACAAGAUUGUGGCCAGGAUCACUCAGCUGGGCAGACUACAGGUGGCCUGUGACCUUUUGCGCAGGAUUAUUCGUAUCUUGCAUUUAAGCAAGAGGCUUCAGGUUCAGCUUCAGGGUGGCAGUCGGGAGAUAACGAAAGCAGCGCAUAGUCUCAACGAACUUGAUUAUCUGUCUCAAGGAGUCAAUUUGAAUGGCAUUGAAGUGAUUGAGAAUGACCUGCUACUGAUCAGUCGAGCAAGACUGGAGGUGGAAAACCAGGCAAAACGAUUAUUAGAGCAGGGUACAGAAAUUCAGAAUCCGACGCAGGUUGGUACAGCCUUGCAAGUCUUCUACAACCUUGGUAAUCUGAGAGAGACUAUCAGCUCUGUUUUGGCGGCCUACCAGACCACCAUACAAGACAGUAUCAUCAGAGCUCUGGACAUUAAGAGCUUGACACAGCCAGCCAACCCCAGAGGUGCUCCAGGAAGAGCAGUGCUCCCAACACCUGGCAGCACAGCAGCUUUCCGUGCUGCUCUUUGGACAAACCUGGAAAAACUAUUGGACCAGAUAUGUGCUGCGUGCAAACAAGUGCAGCAUCUUCAGAAGGUUCUGAUGAAGAAGCGAGACCCUGUUACUCACAAGUGUUUCAUUGAUGAGAUUAUUAAGGAUGGCGAGCCUGAUAUCCUGUACACCUUUUGGACUGAUAUCACCAACAAUCUGAAAGAAGAGUUUCACAAAGCAACUGAAGCCUCAUCUUACCUGAAGCAAGCGUUUGAAGGAGAAUAUCCAAAACUGCUGCGGCUGUACAAUGAACUUUGGCGUCGCCUCCAGCAGUAUAGCGCCAGCCUGCAUGGAGCACUUAUAAACAGCGGCGGAAUAGACACCACUCUGGAGCUAGAAACAGACAGCCUAGACCUCUUCUCUCAAACUAAACAGGACUACAAUCCAGAGAGGGCGCUGAAGGAUUCCCUGCGCACGUAUGAAGCAGCUUACCUUUCCAAGUCCCUCUCUCGCUUGUUUGAUCCCAUCAACCUGGUGUUCCCAAUGGGCGGACGUAACCCACCCUCACAUGAUGAGUUGGAAAGCAUCAUCAAGACCAUCAGCAGGCAAGUAUACAUGCCAGUGAAAUGGAGAAAAAUCUAUUCAUUUGUCUCAUUUGUCUGCAGUGAGCUGAAUGUAUCAUCCAUCGAUUCCGACCUUUAUCUUGCUGUUGCCAAGAAUGCUGCCAAGACCGUGCAGCUCUUCUGUGUCAAGUCCGAACAGCUGUUGGGUACUCAAGGUGAUGCAAGUCAGGUGAUCGGUCCACUAACUGAAGGCCAGAGAAGGAACAUUGGAGUAGUCAACUCGCUCUACCGUCUGCAGCUUGCUGUUGCCAAGAUCAUUUCUAGUUUGGGGACAAACCUGACCGCUCCUGCAGAGGCACUCUCUGCUUCUUUGGAGGAGUGCCAGGCGCUGAUGAGCAGCGCGGUGCAGCCUCUCCUGCAGUCCGUGAGUGACUCAAUAGAGGCAAUUUUAAUCACGCUGCACCAGGAAGACUUCUCAGGGGGGCUGUCCAACACCAGUAAGCCUGAUGUUGUCUGCUCGCUCUACAUGAAGGAGCUGCAGGGUUUUAUAUCCAGAGUGAUGGCCGACUACUUCAGACACUUUGAGUGCAAUGAUUUCAUCUAUGAAAGCACAGAAUCCAUUGCUCAGAGAGCGAUCGAGUUAUUCAUACGACAUGCCAGCCUGUUGCGCCCGUUGGGGGAGGGCGGGAAGAUGCAAUUAGCGGCUGACUGUGCACAGAUGGAGUUGGCUGUGGCUCCGUUAUGCAGAAGAGUAUCAGAUUUGGGAAAAGCUUACAGAAUUCUUCGCUCUUUUAGGCCACUGCUGUUUCAGACCAGCAAUCUAAUCAUCAGCAGUUCAGCUGUGGGGGAACUCAUUCCUUACAGCACCGUCCUUCACUUCCUGUUUACCAGGGCCCCGUCUGAGCUCAAGUCACCUUACCAGGCAUCAGAGUGGUCCAUCACUAGAUACUCCCAGUGGAUGGACGCUCAUCCCUCAGAGAAAGAUCGCGUCACACUUAUUAGAGGCACUCUGGAGGCGUACGUGCAGUCGGUCAGAGCUCGGCAGGGUAAAGAGUUUGCACCCAUCUAUCCCAUAAUGCUCCAGCUGCUGCAGAGAGCCACUAACGAUGCUUUGGAAGCCAAAGCCCCAGAAUGUUAACACGUGCAUAAUAUCACCUUUUCAAAAUGAGAGAUAUCAUUUUUGUGAAGGACAACUUUAACAAAUUGUGAAUAAUAUUCACACUAUUCAAUGAGCGGUCCUUUAUGAAUGAAACAUGUUUGUGUAUAUUUGCAGUACAACCAAGGAAAUUACUGCAAAAACCAUGUGUUGCAAUAAAUGGAUACGUACUCUGUAUUAAAUUACUUAACACUAAA
Molecule: messenger RNA, 2833 nt
Organism: Nerophis ophidion (straightnose pipefish)
Lineage: Eukaryota; Metazoa; Chordata; Actinopteri; Syngnathiformes; Syngnathidae
Gene: cog5
Product: component of oligomeric golgi complex 5
Exons: 21
Coding region: 102-2618 (838 amino acids)
Biological process (GO): intra-Golgi vesicle-mediated transport
Cellular component (GO): COG complex
Source: RefSeq, a predicted model, not a curated record